AUGUUCCUGGUAUCCCACAGACGUGGCUGCAAGGGAACUAGCCUGGGAACUAAAUAUGCAAGGAUGCACGCCCUACUUAAAGGGCAGUCAAUGGGAUGGGAUGAUCUUGUUAUUGCAUCAACCCGAUCAAGACCAAGUCAGCUUCCAGAACACUCUUCAGCUACGCAUCAGAAUGGCAGUGCUUCAGAUAUCUCACCAGCUCAGCCUGGCAAAAAGGAUUUUGCACCACCAUCACGCAGAAAAUCAAAUUGUGUGAAAGAAGUCGAAAAACUCCAGGAAAAACGUGAGAAACGGCGAAUACAGCAGCAAGAGAUGAGGGAAAAACGAGCUCAGGAUGUUGAUUCUACAAAUCCAAACUGGGAAAUUAUGUGUAUGAUCAGAGAAUUUAGAUCAAGCCUUGACUAUCGACCUCUUACAGCUGCUGAUCCAAUCGAUGAACAAAGAAUAUGUGUUUGUGUAAGAAAACGACCACUAAACAAGAAAGAAAAUGCAAUAAGGGAUCUUGAUGUAAUCACAAUUCCCAGUAAGGAUGUUGUAAUGGUUCAUGAACCAAAACAAAAAGUGGAUUUAACAAAGUACUUAGAAAACCAAACUUUUCGUUUUGACUAUGCUUUUGAUGAAACUGCUACUAAUGAAAUGGUUUACAGAUUUACAGCUAGACCACUAGUGGAGACUAUAUUUGAUAGAGGAAUGGCAACUUGCUUUGCAUAUGGUCAGACUGGAAGUGGAAAAACACACACUAUGGGUGGUGACUUCACAGGAAAAAAUCAAGAUUGUUCUAAAGGAAUAUAUGCACUUGCGGCUCGGGAUGUUUUUCUCAUGCUGAAGAAGCCAAAUUACAGAAAAAUAGAACUCCAAGUAUUUGCAACAUUUUUUGAAAUUUACAGUGGUAAGGUAUUUGACUUGCUUAACAGAAAAGCUAAGCUAAGGGUGCUGGAGGAUGGAAAGCAACAAGUUCAAGUGGUUGGGCUUUCUGAGCGUGAUGUUAAAUGUACAGAAGAUGUUUUGAAACUAAUUGAAGCUGGCAAUAGUUGCAGAACAUCUGGUCAGACAUCUGCAAAUGCUCACUCUUCAAGAAGCCAUGCAGUGUUCCAGAUUAUUCUUCGUAGAAAAGGGAAAAUGCAUGGAAAAUUUUCAUUAAUUGAUCUGGCAGGAAAUGAGAGAGGGGCAGACACCUCUAGUGCAGAUCGUCAGACACGACUUGAAGGUGCUGAGAUUAACAAGAGCCUUUUAGCACUCAAGGAAUGUAUCCGAGCCUUGGGUCGAAACAAACCUCAUACCCCAUUCAGAGCAAGUAAACUUACCCAAGUGCUAAGAGAUUCUUUUAUUGGAGAAAAUUCCAGAACUUGCAUGAUCGCAACUAUCUCUCCAGGAAUGGGUUCAUGUGAGAACACACUAAACACACUUAGAUAUGCAAACAGAGUAAAGGAGUUUGGAAUAAGUCCCUCGGAUAUUCCCUUUCAGCAAGGUGGUGGGAGCCGUUCUGACCUCUCUCCUACCUACCUCGAAUAUGAUGACUUCCCUCCUUCACCUACCAGAGUGAAAGAGUUAAUUGUGGAUCAAAAUGGUCCAGGAGAAGGACGGGCUAAUAUACUUGUACCAAAUCAGCUCGAUGCUUUAGAGGCUCAGUGGGGACUUGGUAGCUCUCCCCAACGAGAUGACCUGAAACUCCUCUGUGAACAAAAUGAGGAGGAGGUUUCACCUCAGCUAUUCACUUUCCAUGAAGCAGUGUCUCAAAUGGUGGAAAUGGAAGAACAGGUUGUAGAAGAGCACAGAGCGAUAUUCCAGGAAUCUAUUCGGUGGCUAGAGGAUGAAAAAGCACUUUUGGAAAUGACUGAAGAAGUGGAUUAUGAUGUGGAUGCGUACUCCACACAGCUAGAGGCUAUUUUAGAUCAGAAGGUUGAGAUUCUAACUGAACUGAGAGAUAAAGUAAAAGCCUUCCGUACAGCUCUUCAAGAGGAAGAACAGGCUAGUAAGCAGAUCAAUCCCAAACGGCCACGAGCUAUUUAAAUGACAGACACAUGCUAAGGAUUAACUGAUUCACUAAAUCCUUAUUACUGAAACUUCCUUACUAAUGUCAUGCUGUGGUCAUCAGAACCCAAUCACUGGAAUGAUGAGAACUUUUGGAACUACAUCAAUUGAAACUUUCUAUUAUUUGACUUGAAUAAGUUUUCUUCUGAACUCACUCCCAUGGUAUUACUAUUAAGCAAAUGCUUCUAAUCCAACAGCACAAAUUCACAGGGUUAGGACUUUAUUAAGUACUUCAUUGAAAAGUUUUGGGCUUUGCCGAAAAGCUUUGGAAAGAAAAUUCUUGCCAACUUUUUUUUUAAAUAACUGUCAAAAUAACUAUGGAGAUUACGCUUUUAGAUACUCUGUAUUUUUUAUUUUAUAUUUUAAUUGAUGUGGUUACAUUUUGUUAUCAUAGCUGGCUGUUUAGUUUUGAAGUGUGUUUGUAUGCAUGCACAACCCACUUGUGGUGUGAAGUAACUCUCAUACACCAGACUGAUUAAUUGAUCAACUUGUUUUCUCUAUGCCUUCCACAAGGCUGAUUUUGCCCAAACCAACAGGUGUCUCAAUAUUAGGGACUGAUGUUACUUAAUAAAAAUGCAUUCCUUGUUUUCUGUGUGAAUUAAUUUAUUGUGCCAUGUAUUUUUCUGUUUUAGUUGUGUGUUUGAGCCAUCCUUUGUCUAAUUUGUUCUAUUAUCUUUAAAAAUAAGUGCCAUAUUAUCAAUGUAUUGAAAAUGUCAGUUAGUCUUGAAAUGGUACACAAAUGGAGCUUGACAUUCCACUUACAUAAUUUAUCAAUUAAGUCAAGGUAUAUGCUGAUUUUUUUUUUAAUGAAGUGCUUCCUAGCAUCUCAGUUUAACAGCUAUACAGAGUAUUGAAAAUAAAGUUAAAUUUACUUUUGGGAGAGGUUGCAUUUCAAGCAAUGUCAGGACAU
This is a messenger RNA of Chiloscyllium plagiosum (whitespotted bambooshark), 2941 nucleotides long. The record is from RefSeq and is a predicted model, not a curated record. Lineage: Eukaryota; Metazoa; Chordata; Chondrichthyes; Orectolobiformes; Hemiscylliidae.